Messenger RNA from Porites evermanni, 3964 nucleotides. The record is from the annotation of a GenBank genome assembly. Lineage: Eukaryota; Metazoa; Cnidaria; Anthozoa; Scleractinia; Poritidae.
AUGGGUAGAGUCUCGAGAGCUGGCCGAGAGCUGGCCGAGAGCUGGCCGAGAGCUGGCCGAGAGCUGGCCUAUGGACACAUUCGGAACCGGUGGGGUGUCCCCCAAAAAGAAGGUUGGACUGGGGUUUAUUAAUAAUUAUCCAGCAAAGACAACAUAAAAAUCAUCACUAACAUAUCUCUGCGACAUUAUAGGUUGAAUUCACACAAGUGCAUUACAUCGAUUUGAAUAACAUAGCUCAGUUUGUGCAAAGUUUCACAAUUGCAAUUUGCGUGCUCUUAAAGAUGUCAACCUUCUGUGUGGUCAGCCACUAUUUGAGUGCUAAGGCGUCCCCUGAAUGGAGUUUAAGCUUGGAUUUCAGAACCCAGAAAAAGCUGUGUCCCUUCAAUAGAGGUAACAGAUACAAAAAUUAUGUGGGCGUUUUUCCGGGACCAAAUUUUUUGUGUUCCUUGAACAGAGGUGCCCCAAAGGAGAGGUUUCACUGUGGUGGAGUAAGAGAGCGAGAAAAAAAAACAAAGGAGGGAAAGAGGGAGAGCUCUCGCCUCCUACCCCAGCCCCUCGCUGGGCACAAUCUGAACGUCUGGAACAGUUAACAGGCUAGUCAAGAGCUCGACUUUUCCCACGGCCACACCCACUUUGAAAAAGAAAUUUACAGAUGCAUUUUUAAAGCAGGAAAUCAUGUGGAGUUUUUUAUUAUUUAUUUUCCAGUAGAAUGUCGCAUAAUUCGCGCACUUAAGGCAUUAUAUCUCGAUAAAGGACGCGCGUAACGUAGACCAUAUGGGGCAACAAACUCUUUCUAUCGAUUUUAGAACAACAUUCGUGUUUCCGUGAAAUUUUUCAAAACAGUACAUUAUGCUACCGUGUUCGAGAAGUAAAAUUUUAUUUAUUUUGAUUCUUGUCGUCCUUUCUGUAAUGUUUGUUUGGUAUAAAAAAUGUUUGUUCUCCAAAAUCAGCUAGCCUUUUUCUCAAAAUCGAGUUAAUGUAACUCUGUCGUGUUAGAUUUCUCAAACGGCACCGGCUUUUGAUUUCCAAAAUUUGUCGCGUUUGAUUUCUCAAAUGGAACUAAAUCAUUAUGAUUUCUUAAUUUGAAACCUUAGCUGUCGACUUGAAUCACCGGGCGAUAAAUCGCGUAUAUCGUUACUGUAAAAAAAAAGGUGGUUCAAAAUACAGUUUCGUAUCAAACAUAAGAGAUCAAUACAUGAAUUUCCAUGCUUCAAGUCACGGGCCGAGGUUCUUGGUUUUCAUUCUCAAGAAGUGGACUGCGGCUUAAUAGAACGCAUACUGUGUGGCAAUAUUUUUACCGCUUUCCUUGCGAUACGCAAAAAAAUUUCUACCAAAAAAGCUGCAGUAACAUUUGAUUUGCAAUGUUAUAAUACGUAUCGAAAUACGUUCAGUUUAACAAACAUCGUCAUUUACGAGAAGUGUCAACGUAUGAACUUUAGCAUGAAUAACACCCUGGCUUAAAGCACUGAACUGACCACACAAGAGCAAUUAUCAAUUAUUAAAAUGACAAAACUGUUACUACUUGGAAUAAAUACAGCGUUUGGUAUUUUUAUUUUAGAAUUUCUUUCCCCUGUAUUUUAAAUCUCGCAAACGCAGGAAACUUGUAUGCACUUUCUUAGAAUCACAAAGAGUAACCCCACAGAAAAGAAACUUGACCGGUCAAUCGCAAAAUAUAAGAAAAGUCCCCCAACAGCAAAAUUAGGCAAUGUUCACAUUAUAACGGAUAGUAGUUUUUCGUGCCGACACUAAAAUCUGUCCGGUUUUCUAUAAACACCUCUCCGUUACAGAAAUCUUGCCAAAACCACUGUUCUUAUGUGCGAACAGAAGCCCUCUCCGGUAAGGUUCUCGUUCUGGCGCAAACGCUAUCCAUAGGGUGAAAAUAGUCUUAAACUCCCGCAAAAAUAAAGUGCCAAGUGAUAGCUCCUUGAUCCAUUUCAAUCGCAAGACAGAAUUUCAAGGCCAGCCUUCACAAAAGGUCUUCUAUCUUCACCUCUUAAUUCUACUGAAAUCUGGCACGGCUAUCACUGGGUGUGGGCGAUGACCUCAAGAUAGGCUUUUGCAUGGUCACUAUUUCUAAGUGAAUCGAAUGUUUUCGCAGUCUUGCGUUGAUUUAAACUACGAGAGACGGAUUAUCCAUGUUAGUCAAACUUGGGGAAGUAUUUUUAGGUGGGAAUGUUUAGGGGGAAUUCGUUGAACCUAAAGCUUGGAGCAUCCCUCUUGCUGACCGUAUCUACUUUUCUGCCUCGCAAUCCCGGGUUGGUGGAGUUGGGCUACUGGCUACUGAUCCGCAAGGAGUUCACAAACUCACGACUACGUUUCGGACCGAUUUCUGAAAGUAUACUUCAAAUGCAACCAUCUGGUAGCAACGCGCCCGCGCAAACGGGGCUUAAUAUUAAAGGUGAAUUUUAUAAUUCUGACAUGAGAUUAUUUCGUUUUAUUGAUUACAUUCCCCUAAGCGUGAAGGAGUUAUAUAGAAAUCGGUCUAUAUUUUCACCGAUGGUUUCACUGAAGAUAGCGACGGCUUGCCGUUUGAACUAUAUAUAAUCAGCUAGAGAAAGCUGUAAAGUGAUUCCACUAAAUGUUUCAUUGAAGACCUUAGUGAUGAGAAUUAACCCCCCAAAACGGCAUCUCUUCCCUAGAGCACUAUGAGUUUACUUCAUAAUAGUUUCACUAUCAGUUGUGUGGGUUGAUGCUUAGGCUCAAAACUAUACCAACUUAAAACUUGCUCUGGUAAUUCACGACACGAAAACAAUCAAAUCCUUACCUUGGUUCCUGUCAACAACAGAGGGGCUACUAAAAAUUUAGUGUUUAACAUUGGGAACGGAGUUAUUACUUCAUUCAAGAGGUACAAAAUAAUCCCUAAGCAUCCUAAGUGCUGGAAGUACCUUUUCGCUUCAGCGAGUCAGCCAAAGAGCUUUCUAUCUAACGCAUCUUCCUUUCCCAUUUUUAUUGGGCUUUCCUUUCCUUAAUCAACAUUGAAAGGAACUAUUUUGCCUUUUUCAUUCACGACCAAACAAAGACGAAGACGGUAGCGUAAUUAGAAACUAAACAGCCAUACCCAUACACAACAUACUCCUAUAUAUUAGGAGUUAUGAAGAAGUUAGGAAACAAAUUUCAUCAGGGAGAGCACUAACCAUUGCUUUAUGCAGACAUAAAAUUAAGACUUCAAAAGGCUGGAACAACUUUUUAAAGAGUAUUAUUUCUGAAUGCCUAAAUAGAAUCUUAAAUAACAAAAUUGGACCAUUCUUUUUGAAAUUCAAUUGAUGCAAAGACUCUGAAAAGACAAGUCGGUUUAGCUAUUAAAAAUCUGAGAGAGCACUAGCAAAAGGCAAUAUAGCGGCAACAUUCUAAUUACUGAGCAAGCAGAAAAAACACAAGCACAAAACUACAUUCAAGCAAAUUAAAUAAAACUACCAGAAAAAUAGAUUAAUGAAUUUUACAGGAAAAUGUCAUGGCUGGCUACAUGGGCAGCCGUUAUCAGUGAAAGAAUUCAGACUCAUAGUUGCCUUGCUCCGGCCUUGUCUUCGGGCGAAGGCAAUAAAUGUUCCCAGUUUAUAGUUAGUUGUUAGAAAGUUUUCCAGUUGAGAAUAUAUUUCGACACAUUAAAGAAUCUCUUAACCUUGGAGACCUUCUUCCUCUGAUCAGGCUAGCACUCAUGAACAGAAAUUAAAAUGGAGCUGAAAGGAAGGCCGACAACAUACAGAGUUUGCGACCGAGGAAUGUAGAAUUGUUAGAGAGAAUUAAAGAAGAAAUUAACUUAGUCUGGACCGUCAACCCACCUCAAAGAUUCUAGUGCGAGAGCAAGGUAACAAAUACCCUGCGAGCAGAGGCCCUUCGAUCUUCCUAGAUAAGUCGGGAAGAGGAAGAGAGGAAAUCAAAGAAAGUCGAGGAGGCUGGCAGCGGUCCCUUCCUCUUCCCGACUUGUCUAGGAAGAUCGAAGGGCCUCUGCUCACAGGGUAGGUAA